Molecule: messenger RNA, 1286 nt
Organism: Ictalurus punctatus (channel catfish)
Lineage: Eukaryota; Metazoa; Chordata; Actinopteri; Siluriformes; Ictaluridae
Gene: arf2a
Product: ADP-ribosylation factor 2a
Exons: 5
Coding region: 120-665 (181 amino acids)
Biological process (GO): vesicle-mediated transport; intracellular protein transport
Cellular component (GO): plasma membrane; cytoplasm
Molecular function (GO): GTP binding; GTPase activity
Source: RefSeq, a predicted model, not a curated record
UUUGGACAACGCCCAUGGCGCGGCUGCUUUCUGUCCGGUAAAAGACGCCAUUUUGUCGUUAGCGGUGACGAGGAGAACAGGGAUAUUGUUGGAAAGCAGCACUGAAAAGAUCUGCCACCAUGGGGAACAUGUUUGCAGGCCUCUUUAAGAAUCUCUUUGGGAAGAAAGAGAUGCGAAUCCUGAUGGUGGGCUUGGAUGCUGCCGGCAAAACCACCAUCCUUUACAAGCUCAAACUGGGCGAGAUCGUCACCACCAUCCCCACUAUCGGUUUUAACGUAGAGACUGUAGAAUAUAAAAACAUUAGUUUCACGGUGUGGGACGUCGGCGGUCAGGAUAAGAUCCGGCCGCUGUGGAGGCACUACUUCCAGAACACGCAAGGUCUGAUCUUCGUGGUGGACAGUAACGACAGGGAGCGAGUGAACGAGGCGAGAGAGGAGUUGACGAGGAUGCUGGCUGAGGACGAGCUCAGAGAUGCCGUGCUGCUCGUUUUCGCCAACAAACAGGAUCUGCCGAACGCUAUGAACGCAGCAGAGAUCACAGAUAAACUGGGUCUGCACUCACUGCGGCACCGCAACUGGUACAUCCAGGCCACGUGCGCUACCAGCGGAGACGGGCUGUACGAAGGCCUCGACUGGCUCUCCAACCAGCUGAAAAACGCUAAAUGAUCCAUUCCACCCCAGCCCUCUGCGCUCUGUGUGUGUGUGUGUGUGAGAUUGUGUGUGCGUGCGUGCGUGCGUGCGUGUGUGUGUGUGCGCGUACGGUGAGAAUGGCGGCACUGGAUUUAGUCUCUCGGUCACCCACUUUAUCCAUCCCUUUCUUCUUUUGUUUGGUUCUGUAGACUUUAGAGGCUCUCCCCAGUGCUGACUCGUGUACCCGUAUACCAGAACGGAAGUGCGUGAGAGCGAGAGAGAAACGAGAGUGGGAGCAGCCCUGCUGUGCCUCCGAACACACACACACACGCUCCUCGUACAGCUCGUCUCUCUCUCUCUCUCUCUCUCUCUCUCUCUCUCUCUCUCUUCAUAUCCCUCCUCAUUUCCCCUGUUUUCACCAAGCAAAGAAUGACCCAGGAUGCUGAAUGUUUUAUUUACUUACUCAGAAUAAAGGAAUAUAUUGAAAUAAGUCUCGAUUUCCAUCCUCUGAUGAUAAAACCGUUCCGCAUGUCUAAGAUGUUACGAGUCGUCGUCACCGUUUUUUGCCCCGCUUAUGAUGAAACUCAUUGUAACCUGCAUCAGGUUGGGAGAAAAAAAAAAAAAUUUAAAAUGGAGAAAAAGGAAAAAAAAAGAAAA